CCGAGAUCCCACCCUGAGCCCCCCAGGACCCGCCGGAGCCCCCGCACACAGCCCAGGACAUGGUGCAGGGUGAAGAGCACAGAUAAAGACCCUCCCAGCACUCACUCCAGAGCCUGUCCCGCCCGUCCCGAGGGCUCCAUGCGGCAGGACACGGGCUGAUGCCCUCAGCUCACCCCGCCAUGGAUGGGGGGAACAGCUUCCCGCAGCACCAGCAGCCGGGAGAUGCCCUGUGCAGCAUCCCCGGCCUCCGCCCCCAGCUCGCCCUGCCGGACAUGGAGAAUUCCAUGCUGGCCGCCAACCCUUGGAGUAGCUGCUACUCUGCCUCUUUCCCAACCUCGUCCUUCCCAAGUGAAAACCAGCAAUAUUUUAACCUCCCUCAGGAUUUUUAUAUGGAUUCCAUCAGCAGACCACAUUUCUUUGAUACAAACUAUGCAACUGUGGACCCCGCUGACUUCUUACCAAAAAAUGGGGAUUUUCCUCAGGAUUCUUCAUACCUCGAUGAGCUCUCCAACAACUCCCUGUUCUCGUCCCCCGCGGAUUCCCUCUCGGACAUCGCGGAUCCCAAGGACUUCCUGCCCGCCGACAGCCUCAACCACGUGCCAACACUAUGGGAUGUGAACACGCCGCAGAACCCCAUCGAGCUGUUCUCAUCCAGCACACCAUUCCCUGGCCUGAAUAACUCCCAUGACCACGUUCCUGCUGUCCCCAACACCCCGCUCCUCAUCAGCUACCAGUCUCAGGCUCCUGCAGAGGAGGAGGAUGAGGGUGAGGAGGAAGAAACGGAAGAGUUGGGGCAAACGGAGACCUAUGCAGAAUACAUCCCUUCAAAGUCCAAGAUUGGGAAGCACCACCCUGACCUGGUGGUUGAGACGAGUACCCUGUCCAGCGUCCCCCCCCCUGACAUCACCUACAGCCUGUCCCUGCCGUGCUCCGUGGCUGACAAGGGCUCCCUCUCUGCACUACAGCUGGAAGCAAUCAUCUAUGCCUGCCAGCAACAUGAAGUUUUAUUGCCCAGUGGGCAGCGAGCUGGGUUCCUCAUUGGGGACGGUGCCGGAGUGGGAAAGGGCAGGACCGUCGCGGGCAUCAUCUUUGAAAAUUAUCUUAAAGGGAGGAAAAAAGCUCUGUGGUUCAGCGUCUCCAAUGAUCUCAAGUACGAUGCUGAGAGAGACCUGAAGGACAUCGAGGCCUCCCACAUUCCUGUGCAUGCUCUGAACAAGAUUAAAUACGGUGACACAGCUACCUCAGAAGGAGUCCUCUUUGCCACCUACUCGGCGCUGAUCGGGGAAAGCCAGGCCGGGGGACAGCACAGGACGCGCUUAAAACAGAUCUUGGACUGGUGCAGGGAAAACUUUGAUGGAGUUAUCGUGUUUGACGAAUGCCACAAAGCCAAAAAUGCCAGCUCUACCAAAAUGGGCAAAGCAGUGCUGGACCUGCAGAACAAGCUGCCUCAAGCAAGGGUUGUCUAUGCCAGUGCCACAGGUGCCUCGGAGCCAAAAAACAUGAUUUACAUGAGCCGCCUGGGGAUCUGGGGGGAGGGAACCCCGUUCCGAGCCUUCGAUGAGUUCCUGCACGCGAUUGAGAAGAGGGGAGUCGGGGCGAUGGAGAUCGUGGCGAUGGACAUGAAGGUCAGUGGGAUGUACAUUGCCCGGCAGCUCAGCUUCACUGGGGUGACCUUCAGGAUCGAGGAGAUCCCGCUGGAUGAGCAGUACAAGGCUGUCUAUGACAAGGCAGCCAAGCUGUGGGCAGAGGCCUUGAUGGUGUUCCAGCAGGCAGCCGACUGCAUCGGGCUGGAGUCGCGGAAGUCGCUGUGGGGUCAGUUCUGGUCGGCUCACCAGCGCUUCUUCAAGUACCUGUGCAUCGCUGCCAAGGUGCGGCGGCUCGUGGAGCUGGCCCGGGAGGAGCUGGCCAGGGACAAGUGCAUCGUCAUCGGCCUGCAGUCCACGGGGGAGGCUCGCACCAGGGAGGUCCUGGACGAGAAUGAUGGGCAUCUCAACCGUUUUGUCUCUGCUGCAGAAGGCGUCUUUCUAUCACUAAUUCAGAAGCACUUUCCUUCAACCAAAAGAAAGAGAGAAAAAGGAACUGGCAUUAAAAGAAAACGGCGGCCGCGGGGCCGGUGGCCCAAGGCUCUGCGGGGCCUGUGUGACCCAGGGGUCAUCAAGAUCAGCGACGACAGCAGCACCGAGUCCGACGACUCGCCCAGCGACAUCAACUCCUCCCCGGAGUCCCUGGUGGAGACGGACGACGUCAUCUUCGUGGAGCAAACGUACACCGGCUGUGCCGCCGAGGGUAGUUUUCACAUGCUGCCUUCCCAGAAAGAGCUGCACGGCCUGAGGGAGCUGGAGAUGGUGGAAAAGAUGAAGCAGGACCUCCUGGCAAAAGUGCAAGCACUGGGCAAAGAGCUACCUCUCAACACCUUGGAUGAACUGAUUGAUUACUUUGGGGGCCCAGAGAAUGUGGCUGAGAUGACGGGACGGAAGGGCCGCGUCGUCCGCAGGCCCGACGGCUCCGUGGUGUUCGAGUCCCGCGCGGAGCAGGGGCUCUCCAUAGACCACGUCAACCUGAAGGAGAAGGAGCGCUUCAUGAACGGGGACAAGCUCGUAGCGAUAAUCUCGGAGGCCUCCAGCUCAGGGAUCUCCCUCCAAGCAGACAGACGGGUGAAGAACCAGAAGCGCCGGGUCCACAUGACCCUGGAGCUGCCCUGGAGCGCGGACCGGGCCAUCCAGCAGUUCGGCCGGACGCACCGAUCGAACCAGGUCUCUGCUCCAGAGUACGUGUUCCUGAUCUCAGAGCUGGCAGGGGAGAGGAGGUUUGCAUCCAUCGUGGCCAAACGCCUGGAGAGCCUGGGUGCCUUAACUCACGGGGACCGACGGGCCACCGAGUCCCGGGACCUCAGCAAGUACAACUUCGAGAACAAGGUGACAGGGCUGCCCUGGGGCAGCAUGCUGUCCUAACUAGGACAGACUGCUGAGGGGAGGCUUAACCCCAAAACACACCAAGUGUCUUCUGCCAUUUCAGAAAUGAAGCAAGGGCUCAUCUCUGUGGGGAUCUGCUGCAGUCAGAUGAAGUAUGGCACUGUCUCGGUGGAGAAGGACUGCUCCAUCACCAAAUUCCUGAACCGCAUCCUGGGCCUGGAGGUGGACAAGCAGAACAUGCUCUUCCAGUAUUUUUCUGACACCUUUGACUAUCUGAUUGAGAAGGACAAGAAGGAGGGCAAAUACGACAUGGGCAUCCUUGAUUUAGCACCAGGAGUGGAUGAGAUCUAUGAGGAGAGCAAGGAGGUCUUCCUGACCCCGGGGCACCCGCAGGACGGGCAGGUCGUGUUCUACAAGAUCAGCGUCGACAGAGGCUUAAAGUGGGAAGAAGCUUAUGAGAAGUCGCUCAAACUGACAGGAGCCAACGAAGGGUUCUACCUCUCCUACAAGAUGCGAGGUAGCAAAUACACCUGUCUGCUGGCAGAGCAGAGCCGUGGGAAGAACUUCAUCCUCUACAAGCCAAAUAUUGGGAAGCAAAGCCAGCCUGAGAGCCUGGACAGUCUGCAGAAGAAGUACCGGCGGGUGAUGCCCGAGGAAGCCAAGGAGCACUGGGAGAGCAGCUACCACUUCUCCUUGAAGAACUGUAACCACGCCCUGUGGAACAAGAGCUGCAAGCUGAUCCAGGAGGGGAAGGAGUGCUUCCAGGGCAUGCGCCUGCGGCACUACUACAUGCUGUGCGGGGCCCUGCUGCGGGUGUGGAGCAGGAUCGCCGGCAUCAUGGCCGACAUCACCGCCAGCAGCUACCUGCAGAUCGUCCGCCUCAAAACCAAGGAGAAGAAGAAGCAAGUUGGGAUAAAGAUCCCCGAGAGCUGCGUCCACAGGGUGCGGGAGGAGCUGAAGCAGAUGGACCAGGACGUGAAGCGGAAGCACAGCCGGCUGCUCCAGGCCCGGGAGCAGGGCCCACCCUUCUCCCUGCCCCUGCACCUCCUGCCAGGGCCCAGGCUACCGCUGUCCUUGCCCUCCCUGUGCCAGGACGAGAUCCUGGACUUGACCUGCAGCCCUCCCAGCAGCAGCAUUCCCGACGUGGUGAUGAACUCGGAGCCCGGAGCACUGUGCUUCCCCUCGGAGCCCCCCCUGCAACCCCACCAGCAGCACCAGUUGCCCUUUUGCUUUGGCCUGGAGGGUGGUGUGGCCCCCGGCCCCUCACGGCACGAGCCCCCAGCGCCGCCCCCCCCGCCGCCCCUGCAGCAGCCACAGGAGGAUUUUCUCCAGCAAGAUGGGAGUAUCAAUUUUAGAGAGAUCCUGGAGGACAUGCUGAGGACGUUCCCCCAGGAGAACCUGCUCCCCCAGGAGCGCCAGAGCGUGAUCCAGUUCAGCGGGCCGCACCUGGAUUUCUGAGUGCCAGCCGGGAAUGCCAGCGGAGCUCGGCCGCUGUGGAUCUGCGUCCUCUGGGGCAGAGGUGAGAGCUGAGGAGCCCUGAAUGUCCUGCCCGUUUGGACUGACCCUUUUGUGGUUUUGAGGGAGGAAACAGGUUUGGGUGGAACGUGCCUGGGGGAAACCGAGUGGGUUCUGCUGGGCCGGGGGGCUCUGCUGUGUCCAGUCCUGCUCACAGGACUGUGUGGGACUGAGGGGAGACCCCCCUCCUCUGCCCACCCCUCACAGACUACUGAGUGUCCGAGCCAGGCCAGGCCUUGCCCAGCCCUCCAGCCCAGCCCAGCUCUGUGGGGCCACAGCCGGGCUCCGGAGCCGCCCGGUGAGUGGUGCUGGUCCAUUAGGGAAGGGUGGGAGCCCAGGCCCCCAGUUUGGGCCACCCCAGCCUGUGCUGGAGGGCUGGGAUGAAGGGCAAGGGAAUGCUGUCCCAGCAGAGCUGGGAGCUGCUGAGCUCAGCUGUCCUCGGGUAGGGCUGAGCCAGUGUACUGAGAGACCCAAAACUGCCUGCACUGCCCUUCCCUUCCUGGGAAGGAACCUUGGGCUGCUGAGCUCUGUGGGAGAGGCUGGAGCUGGAUGCACCCCCACAGUGACAGAGCUUGAGUCUGUCAGAGCUCAGCCAGGCCAGGACCAGCAGGAUUCCCUGGAGCAGAAGGGCCACGUGUCCCCUGUCCUGCACUUUAACCUCGCCGGGUCGCCGUGACCAGCCAUGCUUUGGCCAGUUUCCUGCUGUCACAUGUUGUCCCUUCACCUGGCUGUCCUGCUGGUCCUGCACUGUCCUUGGCUAGACCAUGGACCCCGGCACGAGGGUCUGGGACUGGCAGCCCAGCCCUGGUCACUGCUGAUCUUGGGAACAGCCACUCCCAGGCCACUCUGAAAGGGAAGAGCUCCCUGGUGAGUGCUGAGUGUGCAGCCUGGGAGUCACUGCUCAGGGUGUGCAGUGUCAGGGUCACUGCUCAGGGAUGUGCACUGUGAGAGUCACUGCCCAGGGUGUGCAGGGUCACUGUUCAAGGUGUGCAGGGUCACUGCCCAGGGUGUGCAGUGUCACUGCUCAGGGUGUGCAGGGUCACUGCCCAGGGUGUGCAGUGUCACUGCUCAGGGUGUGCAGGGUCAGUGUCACUGCUCAGGGUGUGCAGUGUCACUGCUCAGGGUGUGCAGGGUCACUGCCCAGGGUGUGCAGUGUCAGUGUCACUGCCUGGGAUGCACAGUUUGGCUGCUCCUGCUGCAACCUUGCUCUCGGAUACCAAAGAGCAAAGGCUGUUUUGCAAGCACUGCCCCACCCCCUGUCCCACAGCUGGACCAGCUGCCUCCUCCUGGGACAGAGAUGGCCCUUGGCCACCUCCAGCACCUCCCCUGAGCUGCUCCUCUGCCAGCCUCCCUUUGAUGGGUUUCCUUUCUCUGCUGUCACUCAUCGAGGUGUUUCCUAAAAGUGGCACUGGGAUGUUUCCAGGGAAGGACCUGGGACCUUCCCUGGGGUCCAGCCAGGAAGGCCUGGGCUGGGGUCCCCCGUGCCUGAGAGGUCAGCGUUGCAAGUGCCUGGCAGUGUCCCCUCCUCUGGGCAGAGUGCUGGGACCUGCCGUGUCCCCCCAGGGCUCUGUGAGGUGUUGGGAGUUGCUCUGGGUCUGUGUCUGGAGUGUUGUGCUGUGCCCGAGGCAGGAGCUGCCUUCCCUGACACCCCGAGGUCACGGACCUGCCCCGGUGCCACACGUGUGGGCUCAGUUUGGGGUUACUGUGGUCCCUGUCCUUCCCCCCUCCCCAGCUGGCAGCUGCCUCCCACCACCCGUUGGGCUGGAGUCAGUCCCUGCUGUCAGGGGCACAUCUCACUGCACCCAAGGAAACCUCCUUUACCUCAAAGUGAUCACCAAAGAUGGGGGGAGCCCCCUAUGCCCUGCUGCUGCCCCGGGGGGCUCCUGCUCUCCCCCAGCUCUGCUCCUCUCGCCCGCAGCAGCGUCCCCGGGGCCGGGCAGAGCCAGGCUGCCCCUCCCCAGACCCUCCCCUAUUUAAAGCACGUCCCAGCCCUCCCCAUGGCAGAGAGGCCCCAGCUGCACCUCCUGCAUCUGGCACGGGGCUGAAUUCUCAGCAAGGAGGGAAAAAGACGCCAGGAAAACGCAGCUCAGAGAGGCUGAAACUCAGGAAUAACGAGGGGGAACUCCCCGCUGGGCACCCUCCGCCAUCACCGGAGCCUUACCUGGUGGCUUUGACCUUAACCUUAAAAUAUAUGCAAUCCUCCCUCCCUGGUCUCUGGGAAGACAGAGAGCACCUUCAAGGAAUCCCUUCCCUGCCCCAAUCCUGUGUUUUGUCAGGGUUAAUAAUAUGUAACAUUAUCUUUUAACUAAAUUAUUCUGCCGUUGUCCUACUGAUUGUAUUUUUAAUGAGUCCCUGUUUUCUUCCCUGAUACCUUUUUGUUGGCACUUUUUAAUCUGCUUGUUGUUUGCCUUUGGUUUCUAUGUGUAUUUAUAAUUGAUGGAGUUGUACAUAUGUAAAGAGAUUUUUUUAGAAUAUGUGCCUUGGACUAAUCAUUCCUGAAUUUUCUACUUGCCUCAGAAGGAUAAUUUUUCAUUCUGCUCAGUAAAAAUGGAACCGAA
This is a messenger RNA of Lepidothrix coronata (blue-crowned manakin), 6985 nucleotides long. RefSeq names its product strawberry notch homolog 2 (gene SBNO2). NCBI's taxonomy places the organism in Eukaryota, Metazoa, Chordata, Aves, Passeriformes, Pipridae. Gene Ontology annotation, biological process: regulation of DNA-templated transcription. Gene Ontology annotation, cellular component: nucleus. The record is from RefSeq and is a predicted model, not a curated record. The transcript has 31 exons. Gene Ontology annotation, molecular function: chromatin DNA binding; histone binding.